GUAUUUUUGCUGAACCAUUUACUGUGAGUGAACCGCCCCCCUUUAAUUAUCCUACUUCAGUCCAUCGUCAAAAUUUAGAGUUGGUCCGUCAUUUCGAUCCCGCUUCCAACUUGAAGAUGUUGUUCCAAAACUUCCUUCAUUCCUUCAUGAGGGUAUUCCUGUGCUUGUGCUUGCCUUUGGCUACCUCCACUGUCAAGGCGAUACCAACUGGUUCUCUGUUGAAAAACCAAAAGGAAUUGAGCUCUCGUGCCCAUAGUGUUCAUGACGAAGCCAAAAGACCAAGUUCUUUCAAGUCAUCCUCCCAGCCAAUCACUUUGUACUUGCCUACAACUGCGCCCAAUGCCGAAAACCUCGUGAAUAAGGGAGGAAAUUUGAAAGAAGUAUAUCAAGAACCCUUUGGAAACUACAGGCGUCUCUUCACGACACUCCCUGAACUGGAUGAAAAGUCUGGAGACUAUGCUGUAGUUGAGUUUUUACUUUCACCGGCAAAAGGUAUACGUAUAGUAGAUGCCAGAAAAAAGAGCUUUUUGAACGCAUUUGGCUGGCCCAAGUUCUUGCAGGAUGUGACAAAGGGCCGGCUUCCAGGUGUAAUUCCUGGUUCGAAGCCUGAUGUCUAUUUUGCGGGUUCAGUCGCUUUACUGUACGGUGAUAAAGUUGCUGAGCCACCUGUAUUGACUUAUGUCACUCACGAAACGGGAAAAACAUUCAAAGAGGCAUGGGUGAAACUACAAAACGGGAAACAGAAAAGGAAGAAGACAAAAGAAUAGUUCAUCUCUACAAUUUGCGUUCUCCUUCUUCCGAGGACCCUGGGAUGCAUUUGCCCAAGUUUUCUUCCAUCUGCCCUGAGCCUUAGAGUUAUGGGCAUCAUCCUUUCUGGAUCGGGCUCUGUAUUUUGCUAUCGUAGGUCAAACAUUAUGAUUCAGUCA
This is a messenger RNA of Lentinula edodes (shiitake mushroom), 926 nucleotides long. RefSeq lists its product as uncharacterized. Lineage: Eukaryota; Fungi; Basidiomycota; Agaricomycetes; Agaricales; Omphalotaceae. The coding region runs from base 117 to 767 and encodes 216 amino acids. The transcript is spliced from 10 exons. The record is from RefSeq and is a predicted model, not a curated record.